This is a messenger RNA of Cercopithifilaria johnstoni, 1419 nucleotides long. NCBI's taxonomy places the organism in Eukaryota, Metazoa, Nematoda, Chromadorea, Rhabditida, Onchocercidae. The record is from the annotation of a GenBank genome assembly.
AUGCCGCUUCUCCAGAAAAAAACAAAAUCAAAGAAAUCGAUAAAGGAUCAGCAAACAUCAGCGAAACGAAAUCAACGAAUGGUCUUCAGCGCCCAAAAAACUGCUGCCACUAGACAACUUUCAUGUGUCUCUGCAAACCGACCAAGCAAUAGUCGUGUUGCACACAGUCAGAAAGUGUCUGGAAAAUUCUUGGAAAUAGGGGGAAGUGAUCGGCAAAGAAAUCAAGAAAGACAAGAUCAAGCUGUGCAGGAACUGGUUGAGCAUCUGAAGUCGAUUGCACCAUUCAAUAAACGCUGGCAAGUAAUUGAGACAAUCAAUCAGGGUACGUACGGUGUGGUAUUUUCUGUUCGCGAUGUUGUCACAAAGGUAUACGGUGUCAUUAAAGUGGCUAAGUCGAUGGCUAACGAAGCUGGCAAUGUUUCAGCUGAGUGGGAAGGAUUUAUCCUGGAAAAAAUGUUUAAAAGAUCUGAAACUGCAUCAAUCGUUCGCUUAUUAGAUAAAGGUAUGCUUGCGGAUCAACAUGGCGAAGGUAUGGAAUUCGUGGUACUGGAAAAAGCGGGAGUACCAGUAAAGGACUAUAUUUAUGAGGUAGAAGGGGUGCAUAGAAAAUAUCGUGCGGCAAAUAUCUCAUUACAAAUGCUGAAAGGAAUUUAUGAUCUUCAUUCACAAGGACUCCUGCAUCGAGACUUGAAGCCAGAUAACAUGGGUUUAUCUUCAAGAGAACAACCGAUUGCAUUGCUCUUCGAUCUCGGUAUGGCUCGGAUGUACACCGAUGGAGAAAGCGAUAUACGACCGCCACGAACAUGCUGUCCGUUCCGUGGAACACCUGAAUGGGCAAGUGGGCACGCACAAAAAGGUCGCGAGCAGACACGCUUUGAUGAUCUUAUUGCUUGGCUUUAUGUUACAUGUGAACUUUUUGCAAAUGAACGUGAACCCGUUCAACCGUUACCAUGGACGUACAGGAACAACAUGAAAGCACAUAAAUAUUUGAAAUCAAUGUAUUGUCCUGCCCGUUAUCUCCUGAAAACAUUGCCAUACCAGUUUUAUGCAAUUAAUGCCUAUCUUCAUACAGCAAAUCCUCAAAAGCCACCAGAUUAUCAUUUCCUGGCUGAAAAAACUUCUGAAGCAAUUAAAGAGUUGGAAAAAGAAGUCAAAAAAUCAUCGCCGCCGCCGCCGACACCCACGACCGCUAUAGAGGGAAAAAAUGUCAUCCAGAAAAGAGCGGAAGUAAAAUCGAAAAGUAAACAUAGUAAAAAAUCAGACGUUGCAAAGAAUGCGGCGAAGAAUCCGGUGAAGCCACGUUCUCCCUCAAUUCCGACUAGCAUGCCGAUCCUUGAACUCAUCCCACUUGCUGACACUUCCCAUCGACAAGUGUUGCAUAGUGCGUUGCAGCAAGUAAAGUUCGUAUUGAUACGGUGA